AUGCCUUGUUAUACCUUUAGGGAGCAUGAGCUAUCAGACCAGGGAUCUGGGCGAGAGCUGGAAGAGAUGAGGGAGCUUGUGAUGAGCAAGGAACAGCUGGUCCAACAGCUACACACCCAGCUGAGAGAUGCCAUCCACAGCCAGGAGAUGAGCCGCAUCGAGAUUCUUGAGAAGGACACAAGGCUUCAGGAGCUCCAAGGAACCAUAACAGAGCUUCAUCAAGAGAUUUCACUCAAAGAUUCCAAGGCAGUUAUCCAUCUGCAGGAGAAACAUCACCUGGAGAACCAGCUCAAGGCCGUGACACAGGCGGCUGCCGGUAACCGCGGAGACCCUUUUCUGAUAGGUUCACACUCUUCUGUGUCUAAAACAAACGAGAUUCUAAAAACCGAGCUGGAGCGGAGAGAUGCAGAACUAAGGCAUGCCCAGAGUGAACUCCUCAGUGCGCAGAACAGCAGAGAUGUUCUUUCCUCCGAGCUGGAUUCCCAGGAGCAGCAGGUGUACAGGCUGCAGCGGGAGCUUCAGGAGAGACAGGGAGAGCUGGAGCAGAGACAUAGUCGAAUACAACAACUCCACCAUGACCUGCAGACCUGUUCGGCCCAAAGAGAAGAGGCCCACAGGCAGCUCUCUGAAUGCAACCUACGCCUCUCUCAGCUGGAAGGAGAAAACUUUGCCCUCAAAAUAUGUAAUCGAGAGCAGGAAGCAGAGAUAGAGAAACUGAGAGGAGAGUCGUUGUGUUUGCGUAGAGGAGAGGACAUAGAGCCGGCAUGGGAUCUGGAACAGAGACUUUCUGAGGCAGAGGGCUUCAAGCGGGAGAACGAGGAGACGGUUCACAGACUGAGAGCAGAGCUGAAGGAGGCCACUAUUACUGUGGGGGUCAUGCAGGGGCAGCUGCAAAAAGCACAGAUGGAAGCAGCUACCCUGCGUGGUAGGUACAGUAGCUGUCAAAAGGAAGCCAUGGAGCUACAAGAACAGGUCCUGAAGCAGGAGAGGAGAAUCAUAGAUUUGCAAAGAGAGAAUCGGAACACAUUGGAGAGUCUUCGUAGCGCCAGGGAACAGUUAGUCCACCAAGAAGAGUGUCUGCAGGAGCUGCAGGAGGAAAGAGCACGUCUUCACGAGCAUUGCCAACAACUGGAGCAGGAGACUGGAUCCCUGCACGCAGAACUGGAGACGCAGAGCUUAGUUCUGAAUGAACAGAGCGGCAUCACUGCCAGUAAGCUGAACCAAAAGGAGCAGCAAGCCGAUCGUUUGCGGCGUGAGAUGCAGGCUUUGCAUGGGCAGGUCCAGUAUGCAGAGGAGAAGGCCCGACAGCAGGAAGCCACGAUACGCAACCUCAACGAGAAGCUGUCAUCGUGUCACACCGAGAAGACGUCUCUCUUCGAUACAGUCCAAACGCUGGAAAGAGAGCUCAGUGAUUCCAACGGCCGGAGAGCGGCUAUGGAGCGAGAGAUACAUUUGCAAAGUGAAGCUGUGGAGAAACUGAAGGCAGAGCUGACAGUCUGUCAGACAGCGCGAGAUGUCGCUUGUGAGAAGAGUACCUGGCUCCAGGAGGAAAGAGACACCCUGCGGAACAAAGCUAAUGAGCUCCAGAAAGAGCUAUCACAUGCUGAGCAGCAAGUAAGCUCCACGCUCCAGGAGGUAGAGUCUCAGAGACUUGAUGCCAGCAGGAAAGAGACAGAGCUCCAGGCUGUGAGACAAGAGCUUCAUAUAGCUCAGGGUAAUCUGGAAAGUGCUGCAAAGGAGAAAGAAGCCUGCCUACAGGAGGCUCAUGAACAGACGCAGCAGAGGGAUAAAACCAUUGCAUCUCUACAGUAUGAACUGAGCUCCCUGAACGAACAAUAUGAAUCCUGCACGGCACAGAUGUUAAAGUGCCAGGAGCUGAUGGAAAAGCAUAAAGUACAGCUGUCAGACACGGCUGAGGAGCAGGCUGCUGCAGCACAAAAGAUAUCCGUACUAAGCACCAAUAAUGAGAGACUGGAGAUGGAUCUCAGAAUACUCACCGAGAAACACAAAGCUGCACAGAAAGAGGUGUCUAAGAGGGAUCAGAUGCUAAUAAACCUUCGCGCCGACCUCACCACUAGAGAACAGGAGCUGCAGGAUGCACACAGAGAGAUCAAUAAGCGUGAAGAAGAACUGAGCAGCACACGUAUGAAACUCAAGAAUCUGCAAAGUGAUCUUCAAAGCUUGCAGGAGAUGUGCACAGAGCAUGAAAUGACAUCAUCUGAAAAGGAGAAAAGAAUUAGUGGACUGCAACAGGAAUGCACUGCAAGCCAUGCAGAAGUGCAGCGACUGAAGCAAGAGCUUGUAAGUCUGAGGCAGACGCAGCAGGCUGAUAGCGAACGCAUGCAAAACAAUUCUUCCAGGCUGCAGGAGAAGUUGGAGUCUGUCACCAGGAGGCAGAAGGAGCAAGAAGCAGAGCUGCAGCAUUCCAAGUUGAGAGUGGAGAGAGUGUCGCAGGAUCUGAGCCUUGCACAGCAGCUGCAACUACAGCUGGAGGAACAGGUAUCACAGCGGGAUGCUGAGCUGCUUCAGCGAAGUGAGGAGCUUCAGCGCCUGCAGACACGUUUGUGGGAAGCAGAAGAGAGGGCAGUGAGCGCAGAGAGUCAAAGUAGUUCCUCGCUGAGCAGUAUGGAGCUUUACCGCAGCAAAUAUCAGGCAUGUCUGAGCCGUGCGGGGGAUCUGGAAGCCAACCUGAGACAACUGGAGGAUGAAAACCGAGAGAUGAAGCAAGAGGUGUCUGAGCGGGACUCUCGUCUCUCUGCGCUGCGAGGGGAAGUGCUGCUGCUGCAGCAGGAACUGGAAAGAAAGUGCACAGAGUUAGACGGCUGCGAGGAAGCCAUUGAUCAGCUCACCCAGGAACUCCAGGCAACGCAGACAGACCUGGCCAACAGCCGUGAGCAGUGUCAGCACAGCGAGGAGGUCGUUCAGGCGGUCCGAGAGCAUUCACAAAGACUGCAGAACCAGGCAAUGGAGUUGGAAGAGGAUCUGGUGAAGCUACAGACAGACUUUGCUUCGUAUAAAGCCUCCCACAGACACAGCGACGGAAGCUAUGGGGAGCUCGAGAGACUCGUGGCGCAGCUCACGCAGGAACUGGGUCGAGCGGAGGGAGAGGUUCAGCGACAGAUGAAGGAGACGGAGCACUGCCAAACACUUCUGAAAGAGCUAAACCUGGAUCUAGCAAAAGAGAGAGAGCAGCAAAAGAGCACAAUGAAAGACGUGGAGCGACUCGAGCACGAGGUGUUCAGCUUGCGCAGAGACACGGCCCAACAGGUGCAAGACUACAAGCUUUGCGUUUCUGAGCAACAGCAGCAACUCCAGAAACUGCAGGAGGAGCUGCGAGACAGUAAUACGCUGACAGCCCACAGAGAGCAGGCCAUACAGAAGCGCGACUCACUCCUCCGCCAGUCAGAGGCUGACCUCUUACAGGCCCGAAGCUCGCUCAAGUCUUUGAACCAGGAGAUAGAGCGCCGCCAGUCAACCGCCUCUGGAAUGGAGAGAAAGCUGCAGGACGCUCAGAGAGAAUAUGAGCAGAAAGAAACCGAGAACACAACAUUAAGGGCUGAGUUACAAGACCUGAGAAAUGAGCUGAAAGAGACCUAUGUCCUCCAUCAAGAAGCAGUGCAGGCAUUGGCGGGUCAGGAGGAGAAGACGCUCCUGGUGGAGAGUGCCCUGCAGAGCACACAGGAUCAGCUGAGUGAGCGCGUGGCAGAAGUUGUCAGACACGAGCAGCUGGUACGCAAAACGGAAAGUGAGAUGCGGACUUUGAGAGAGCGAGUGAACAGUAAUGAUGAAGAACUGGAGCAAUGCAGAAUGCUGAUCGAACGUCUCAAGUCAGAACUAAGUGACGUAAAGGACAAGUCCAAAGCGUCUGCGCAGGAGGCCUUAAAGUUGCAACACACGGUCAGCAAGAUUCAGUUGGAGCAAGCGCGUGAACGGGAGCAACACCAGGCCGUGCAGCAGCAGUUACAGGAACAGAGCAAAGUCCAGCAGAGCCUAAGACUAGAACUGGAAGAGCAGCAGAACCGUCACGAGGAACUGCUGAGAGAACACCAGAGGAGCAAGGACUGUGAGAGCUCCCUCCAGAGACAGGCGGAGGAGCUGAGCCUGAGAGUGCAGCACUCUGAGCGCUUGUUGGCAGAGAGGGACCGAGCGCUGCAGACUCUGCAGAGCAGCUACUCGCAGCUGGAACGCAGAUCUCAGAGUGCUCACGACGAAGCCCGGGAUAGUGUGGCCCAGUUAGAGGUCACCAAGAGUGCACUGGCGCAGGCACAGAGGAAAAUCCAGGCUCAAUCGCAAGAGCUAAAGCACAUGGAGAAGCUGUUGUCACGUAUGCGCUCAGAGGAAGAAGCGGCACAGAAGAUGGCAAGAGGCCGGAGCGAAGACUUGAACGCAGCCCAGGAAAGUCUGCAGGAAAUGAGGAGCCAAGUGAUAGCCGCUCAGGCCGGGCAGAGAGAAGCUGUAGAGCAGCUGGGUGACAGAAGCCGAGAGCUGGCAGCUCUGAGAAGUGAGUUGCAGCGAUGCCAGCAGAGGAAGACUGAGCUGGAGAGAGAAGGCGCAGCUCAUGACGAAAGAACGCGGCGGCUGAGCAAAGAGGUGGCGGCGUUACAUGAGAUGCAGAGACAGAAGGAACGCGAGAUGGAGGCUUGUGAGGGACGCUUGAGAGAAAUCUGUAACCAGCAGCAACACUGGCAGAGACUCCACCAGGAGCGUACCCAGGACCUGGGGCAGCGGCAAGAUGAGCUCAAGCAACUUCAGGAGCAACUGGCAGCCGUGCAGGAGAAAAGAAAAAAUGAAUGCAAAGAGAGAGAUGCUUUGCAGAAUGCAGUGAACCAGCUGAAGCAGAAAUAUGUGGCAGCAACUAGUGAGGUGGAGACUCUGAGAACAUCUCUGGAAGCGGCGAGGUCAGACUGUCGCCGACUACACCGCGAGAGUGAGCUGGUCGUUUGCAACGUGAACGAAUGGGUGAACGAGCAGAAAGAAGCCAACAAGACACUGAGUGAGAAAAUCCGUGAGCAAAGCAAGCAGAUUGUGCAUCUGACAACGGAGAAAGACUAUUUGCAGGAGGCGAUGGAGCAGCUACAGCGAGAGAACAAGCGCCUGAGAAGCCAGGGAGACGAGAGACGCGUAGAGAAUGAACGAUAUAAGCUGAGUCUGCGUGCGUCAGAUCUGGAUCCCGACCGCCCCAGUCAAGGGCAUGCGGAGGAAGCCGGAUCGCUGCGUUCUGCACGACGCGCAUUCGCCAGCCUCGGAAACUUAAGGACAAAACCGAGGACGGGCCGCUGAACCCAGCUAGCGCAGAUGUGGCGGACCAAAGCCCACGUGGUACCUUGUAAUCAUCGUGGCCGGAAGAGAUGCCUGCAGAGCAGGCUUGUUGUGACUGCUUUGCUAAUUUGGAGUUCAGCACUAAACAGGACUUGUUCAUGUAUUUUAUUUGAAAGGAGACGUAAACGUCACAUCCUACCUUUCAACAAAAAUUAACGCUAAUUUAGCAUGUAUGUAACUAGCUGACAGUUUCUACCUUUUCUGUACAUAUUUUGCAUUU
Spea bombifrons (plains spadefoot toad) is the source of this 5539-nucleotide messenger RNA. RefSeq names its product polyamine-modulated factor 1-binding protein 1-like. NCBI's taxonomy places the organism in Eukaryota, Metazoa, Chordata, Amphibia, Anura, Pelobatidae. The transcript is spliced from 38 exons. Gene Ontology annotation, biological process: spermatogenesis. The record is from RefSeq and is a predicted model, not a curated record. The coding region runs from base 1 to 5280 and encodes 1759 amino acids.